Messenger RNA from Aspergillus candidus, 2332 nucleotides. Its product is annotated as putative dynamin GTPase. Gene Ontology annotation, molecular function: microtubule binding; GTP binding; GTPase activity. The record is from RefSeq and is a predicted model, not a curated record. The transcript has 3 exons. Gene Ontology annotation, cellular component: membrane; microtubule; cytoplasm. The coding region runs from base 120 to 2315 and encodes 731 amino acids. NCBI's taxonomy places the organism in Eukaryota, Fungi, Ascomycota, Eurotiomycetes, Eurotiales, Aspergillaceae.
AGUUAAUCGCAACUAUAAAGAGUUCGGUUCACUCCUUAUUUUAUGUCCCCAAACUCUCUUCGUCGAACCCGAAAAAUCAGAAACCAAGCGACAGUUCCUAGACCAUCUGAAUUCACGACAUGGAAACUUUGACCCCAACGUCAGAAGAUCCGGAGAGUUCGGAAGAACGAUGGACAGCGAUCGACUUCCGCCGGGUCGGAGACGAACUCGGUCUCCAAUCAUCGAGAACGUCUGAGCGACUCAACCAAAUCGACCGUGUUCGCGCCAACGGAGUUGGCGAUCAUGUUGCACUGCCUCAGCUGGUGGUAUGCGGCGAUCAGUCCGCCGGCAAAAGCUCUGUGCUGGAAGGGAUUAGUGGAAUCCCUUUCCCCCGGCAGGAUGGUUUGUGUACUAGGUUCGCGACGGAAAUUGUCCUGAGACAUACUCCACAAGCGAAUCGUAUGACGGCCACAAUAAACCCUCAUUUGUCGCGAGAUGAUGAGGAGAGAAGGCGCUUGGCCUCCUUCCGAAUGGAAUUUCGUGACUUCGCUGAGCUUCCCGGAAUCAUCGAAGCUGCAGGUCAGUGCAUGGGCAUUCGUGUCUCCGAAGACCAGGCCGAUGCUCCCGCUUUCGCCGCCGAUGUCCUGCGAUUGGAGUUGGUUGGCAAUACCGGACUACAUUUGACGAUUGUUGAUCUGCCCGGAUUGAUUUCGGUUUCCGAGAAUGAGCGCGACGUGGAGCUUGUCAGUGAUCUAGUUGAUUCCUACCUCGAAAGCUCGCGGACAAUUGUGCUUGCGGUUGUUCCAGCAAGUAGCGAUGUUGAUACUCAAGGUAUUAUCCAACGAGCCCGUCGCUACGAUAAGGAUGGGGUACGAACGGUCGGUAUCAUCACAAAACCAGAUCUUAUCAAUACUGGAACUGAGCAACGGGUUGCACGCUUGGCGAAGAACUUGGAUCGUACGAAGCUCAAUUUGGGAUUCUUCUUGCUCAAAAAUCCGGCCCCUGCCGAGUUGCGGGCGGGCUUGUCUCCAACUGCUAGAAAGAGCGCAGAGCAGGCUUUCUUCUCCAGCGAACCAUGGAGUAGCCUGGGACUUGAUCCGUUACGCGUUGGGAUCGAGAACCUUCGAGUGUUUCUCCAAGACCUCCUGGAUAGUCACAUUGAACGUGAGCUUCCGAAAGUACGAGAGGAACUGCGUGAGCUUCUCGAGCGAAAUAGCCAGGAUAUUGCUGCCCUUGGAAUCGAACGAAAUAGUCCUGGUCAGAUACGGAUAUACCUGACGCAGGUUAGCGCCGACUUCCACAGCUUGGUGCGUGCUGGUAUCGAUGGCGACUAUGGUGGCCGAGACGCGAGAUUUUUCGACAUCCAAGGCAAGAAUUUUGCAAAUCGGCUGCGCGCUGUCGUCCACCUCGAGAAUGAGAAGUUUGCGAAUUACAUGAGAGAAUUUGGCCAGACACGAAAAAUUGUUUGUCGGGAAGACGAUCAAUCUUUGGAGCCAACUUCUUCUGACGACGAGAUGGAGUCAUCUCUUAACAAAGAGGGCCAGAUUCUCGUUGAUAAGGAGACAAUGGUUGCGUGGAUCAAGCAAGUAUAUCAUCGGACGCGUGGCAGGGAACUACCAGGAAAUUAUAACCACGCCCUGCUUGCAGAGCUUUUCCAUUCGCAAUCAGUGCGUUGGGGCAAGAUCGCUCGUGACCAUGUUGACGCCGUCGCGAAUUUGGUGUCCAGCUUCUUACAAGCCGCAUUGAAGUUCGUGAUCAAAGAUACCAAGGUUCGGCAAAAUGUCCAACACUGCGUUGAGAAGUCCAUUCAAACGAAUAUCAAACGCGCGACCAACGAGUUGAACGUGUUGCUCGAGGACGAAGCACGCCAACCUAUCACGUACAAUCAUUAUUUUACGGACAACAUCCAGAAGGCUCGACAUGACCAGUCAAAGCGCCAGAUCCAAGAUUCAAUGCACAAUGCUAUUGAAACAGACUGGAAAGGCAGGUUCCAUGUGAGCAAUUCGACCGAGGAAAUAGACAAGCUCGUCACUUCACUUCAGGAGCGGGUGGUUGUCGAUAUGACAAAGCAAGCUUGCUUCGAAGCGCAGAAUGAUUUGAAUGCAUACUACAAAGUUGCCAUGAAGACUUUCGUCGACAACGUUUGUAGACAGGUCAUCGAACGGCACAUCAUUGCGAAACUCCCGAGUGUUUUCGAACCCGUUCUUGUGAGCGGAUACGAGACCGACGAAUUGGUUCGGAUGGCUGGAGAAUCUAUGCAGAUCAGCCUUCGCCGGGACGAAGCACGUCGUUUUCAAGAAGUCCUAGAAAAUAGUCUCGAUGAUUUGAGUGUCUAGUUGGGUAGUCGCGGGCU